AUGCAAGACCCUCAAGGCGGAGACAAAGCAUACAAAUUUGGUCGUCUUUACACUAAACUUUUGUCCAGCAACUUGGACUUCCAAACGAGAGGUCUACCCAACAUCGAUCGCGAAACUCAAUACUUAUUACCACCCGUAUCCAGAAACUUUGACACGGCUGUUCAAGAUGAUAAAUCCAUGUCGUCGAGAAACACACGACGUAGAUUAGAACGAGAGGAAACUCCUCAUCAUAACGAGAUAGAUAUCGAUGAUUUACCACCCGCCAUUCAGCUAGCCCGAGCAAGGGAAAACGAGCGAGACGAGACCGCACUUAUUUACGUCAGCGAAUCCGAUUUACUACGAGAUUUGAUCUAUAUAUUUCAAGGAAUCGAUGGACAAUACAUCAAAUACAAUGGAGAGCUCAACGAUUAUGCAUUUAUCAGUGACAUCUCUGUCUCAAAACCCAUGAAAGAUAUGGUGCUCAAAUUAGCUGAUUUAGGCUGGCUUUACAUUCGAAUCCGAAAUUUUAUCAAACUCAAUAUCGAUAAUUCAAGUAUUGGCUUGGUAGGGCAAUCACUAUGUGCCGCUUUACAACAAGAAUUGACCGAAUAUUACAAAUUGAUCGCUAUUUUGGAAGCUCAAAUCGAAAAACAAAUUGCAAACAAAUCGUUACCGAAUGAUCAAACAAGUUUAACCUUGAAAAGAUUGACUGUUUGGACAUUGGAUUAUUAUCAAAAGUUGAAAUUGAUGAGUAUUUUAGUUGAUGUUUGCCAAGAUCAGAAGGGUGGGGCCUUAAUGACCACAAUACACAACUAUACAAAGCACGGGGACCCAUUUAUUAAAAAAUACAUCACAGAAAUGUUGCAAGUGGUAUCCAAGCCAUUUUACGAAAUGCUGGAAAGAUGGGUUUAUGAGGGUGAACUAGAUGACCCAUAUGGUGAAUUCUUUGUUGCUUGUGAUCCCACAGUGUCCGAAGAAGAUCUUUGGCAAAGUAAAUACAGUAUUCGUGAACACAUGUUACCCUCAUUUCUAUCCAAGGAACUCGGUCAACGGAUUUUCUCGCUUGGGAAAUCAUUGAAUUUUAUCCGUUACAGCUGUCAUGAUGAUAGUCUCGUCGAACAAUAUUAUACCAAUACGGAUAACAAUACAACAGCAAGACAAACGUUUAAAUAUGGCGAAAUUCAUGUUGUGGAAGAGGCCAUCGAUAUAGCCUAUUUAAAUACAAGCACAGCUUUACUCAAUCUGCUAAAAACAAAAUAUAAAUUGAUGGAUCACCUAAAGGCAAUGAAACGCUAUCUGCUUUUGGGUCAAGGUGACUUUAUCCAGUACUUGAUGGAUAUAUUGGGCGAUAAUUUGAGUAAACCUGCCACAACAUUGCUGAGAUACAACCUUACGGGUAUACUGGAAACAGCUGUACGUUCUUCCAAUGCUCAGUACGACGAUCCCGAAAUACUGAACCGAUUGGAUGUUCGUCUUUUAGAGAUUCAGAACGAUGAUUUAGGGUGGGAUGUUUUUACAUUGGAUUAUCACGUGGAUGCACCCAUCAACACUGUAUUUAGUUCCACUGCCAUGCAUCAAUACCUUCAAAUAUUUAAUUUUCUUUGGCGCCUAAAACGUGUGGAAUAUACAUUAUCCGCAUCGUGGAAAAAGUGGGGGAAAGCAAGUCGAGAAUUCGUGGGUGUACCUGAUAUUCAACAGGAUCUACAUAUUGCUCAAUUAACGAUCCAGCGUAUGGUGCAUUUUAUCUAUCAAUUACAACAUUAUGUUCUUUUUGAGGUACUGGAAUGUUCGUGGGAUAAAUUAGAAACGUUUAUCGGGAAAAAGAGUAUCGAUCUAGAUUCUAUUAUCGAGGCGCAUUUAAAAUAUUUGACCGAGAUUAGUGAUAAAGGGUUUUUGAGUGGACCUAAAGAACAAACCUUGUCUGGUCGAUUAAACAAUAUUUUUGAUAGCAUCCUCAAGUACAAAGUGGUUCUGGAUUAUCUACAUGAUUAUGCAACAUCGGCUUCUGCAAAAUCCAUGUACGGAAACACAGCAAAUACCUCAGACAGAAUUGACGCCAUCCGACUUCAACACCAAGAACAAGGUGAGGACUUUACAUUACAAGUAUUGCAAUUUUUAGAUAUCUUGAAGUCAUACCAUGAUGAUGACCUUAGAUCUUUAUCAACACGAUUAGACUAUAAUGGUUAUUACUCAUAUUUCAACUCGGAAUCGUAA
Molecule: messenger RNA, 2193 nt
Organism: Mucor mucedo
Lineage: Eukaryota; Fungi; Mucoromycota; Mucoromycetes; Mucorales; Mucoraceae
Product: Spc98 family-domain-containing protein
Exons: 6
Coding region: 1-2193 (730 amino acids)
Biological process (GO): cytoplasmic microtubule organization; meiotic cell cycle; spindle assembly
Cellular component (GO): gamma-tubulin small complex; equatorial microtubule organizing center; centrosome
Molecular function (GO): microtubule minus-end binding; gamma-tubulin binding
Source: RefSeq, a predicted model, not a curated record